AUUUUCUUCGUGCGUCAGCGUCAGCUAAGUGAUAGGCUUCGUGCCUCAUUUCAUGAAGGAAAUCUUAGACGACUUUCAGCAGCCUCUUUUGAUUUCUGUGCUACCGAUGACGAUGAUGAUCGCAAUGUACGACUGCAAUCUCAAAAUUUAGAUGUCAAACAAACCGAAAAGGGAAAGACAUCGUGAGGUGUUCGAUGAUGAUUUGUUAGAUAAUUACAUUUCGUCGGUGAAAGUAAGGCCAGGUAUGCAAUAAUGAUCAAAUGUCAAUUUCCCGUCAGAAAUGUGGCGUCUGACUUUGACUUCAAGCUACCCAUGCGGUGGCAUCGUUUGUAUUAUUUUUUUUUUCUGAUUCCAUCAAAGGAUCCAGAAUUUUAAAAAUCAUUUAUUAAUAUUCCAUAAGCACCAUGUCAUCAGAUACUUCAAAAACAUACUUCAUCACUCAAGAGGUCCAAAAGGUUCUAAAAUGUAAUAAGGCUCUUUACAUUUGAAUUGAUAUCGAGCACGAGAUGUGUAGAAUCAACCUACUGGGCAAGGACGGUAGCAAGGUGACGACGGUGAUAGCGACGCCAGGACAAGGGCCGGAUAGGCCGCAGGAGGUCUCCUACACGGACACCAAGGUCAUCGGCAAUGGCAGCUUUGGCGUCGUGUACCAGGCUCGUCUUUGCGACUCCAAUGUACUGGUCGCCAUCAAGAAGGUGCUGCAGGAUAAGAGGUUUAAGAAUCGAGAACUGCAAAUUAUGAGGAAAUUAGAACAUUGUAACAUAGUUAAACUAAAAUAUUUCUUUUACUCCAGUGGAGAUAAGAAGGACGAGGUGUACCUGAAUUUGGUGUUGGAAUAUAUUCCAGAAACAGUAUAUAAAGUAGCGAGGCACUAUAGCAAGUCAAAACAGACUAUACCCAUCAGCUUUAUAAAGUUAUAUAUGUACCAAUUGUUCCGAUCACUAGCAUAUAUUCACUCAUUAGGCAUAUGUCAUCGGGACAUAAAACCGCAAAACUUGUUGUUAGACCCAGAGACUGGAGUGUUAAAAUUAUGUGAUUUUGGAAGUGCGAAACACCUUGUCAAAGGCGAGCCUAACGUAUCGUAUAUUUGUAGCCGUUACUACAGGGCACCGGAGCUGAUAUUCGGUGCGAUCGACUACACGACAAAGAUCGACGUAUGGAGCGCGGGUUGCGUGCUGGCCGAGCUUCUGUUGGGCCAGCCGAUCUUCCCCGGUGAUUCUGGCGUUGAUCAAUUGGUCGAGAUUAUCAAGGUACUGGGCACGCCCACCAAAGAGCAGAUCAAGGAGAUGAACCCCAACUACACGGAGUUCAAGUUCCCGCAGAUCAAGUCUCACCCCUGGCAACAGUACAUGCUGACGAGACUAUCGAUGCCAUUUGACACAACAAAUCACCAAAAGAUACGAGUGUUUCGUGUGAGAACGCCCCCCGAGGCCAUCGAGUUGGUGGCACGACUGUUGGAGUACACUCCCUCCUCGCGGAUCAGCCCUCUACAAGCGUGUGCCCAUCCCUUCUUCAACGAGCUCAGGGAACCCAACACCCGUCUGCCCAACGGCAACGAACUGCCCCCACUUUUCAACUUCACCGAGCACGAGUUGAGUAUCCAGCCGUCGCUGAACGCGCUGCUCAUCCCGCGGCACCUAGAGGCGGGCGCAGCUGCGGCAACGGCAGCAAACAGCCAAUCGCAACAGCAGGAGGGCAGCGGAGGCGGUGGGUCGUCAGCAGCCCAAUCGGGGACGGCUAGCACCGGGGGCGGGCCCACCGCGGGCGGCACUGCGGCAGACACUGCCUCAUCGGCGGCAGACGCACCGGCACAACCGUCCGGUAUAGCUUAGUCAGAUACAUAUAGCAGUAUAGUAGUAGCCAACACACACAACAACCAACAACACACAUUCAACACUCACUCACACUCCCCACUCCUUUCAUGAUAUGACAUUUGAACGCGCCAAUGCCUCGCCCCAACAAACGAUUCUAUUACCUUGGGUUUUUGGCAAGGACUGGGUGAAUAUAGGGAAACAGAUGUUGUUGCACAAGUGAGCAUGCUUACUGGUUUCAGAAUCUUCAAAGUAACAUCCCCAUCAGUUACUGGGGGGCGGAAAGUCAUAUACAGAAACACAGCAAAAUUGAACCGUGACGUCCUUAGUACACAGCGACUGGAUGAAUCUAGAACGAAUGAUCGUAAUUUUACAAACUUAACAAGUGAAUCUCUAAGAUUCCUAUUGGUUUGUGCUUGGAUUUUCUUUGAGGGAGAUAUUUUAUGUCGCCUGGAGUUUACUGUUCUCUUGUCAACUAUGGACAUUAAAAUUCAAACAUUCCAUACCAACAUCGAUUAAUUAAAUUAUAUGAUGGCAAUCGAUGUAUCGUAAAAUUCUGCUAUCAAAUUUUAGUGAUGAGAGGUCUGUCGCAUGAAGGUUUCUUUUUCGUAUGCUGAAGCUAUAUAUUUAAGUUCAAGUAUGUGUCACCAUCUUCAUCAUCAAUUCCAUUUUUUAUUUUUUUCCUAUUACUUCCAGAUUUUGUCAUUAAGACGUUUUCAGUGUAUUUCAAAAUCAUCUCAAGGCAUGAAUGUUUUGUGAUUUGUGUGAAACUGACUUCUAGAAAAAUUGAAAAGGUAACCACAUUUACAUAAUAGAAAACCUAUAUUCCUUAUAAUACUAUUUCUAUUAGUAGUAUUCUUCACGCGCUUAAUGUAAUUUUUUCAUUUAUGCUAUACAUAUUGUAGCGUCUUACCAGUCUUUCAUCCACAAAUAAACUACCAAUGUCACCUUUUGCAGAUAAAUAAUGUUUGCACAAAUCAAAAAGCAAGUUUUUUUUAUUUGUUUAGAAAACGUUACCUUCAGAAUAACAAAAUAUGAACUAACUGUUCCAAAGGACCAUCUAUUUCUUUAUGGUCGGUCAAUGUUUAUUACUAUGCAAUACAAAAAGGCAUAUUUGUCUGCCUGAAAUGCAGAAGGAAAGAGUUUCAUUUGUUUACUACAGAUAAUGUCUCUGACCAGUCUUACUAUGAAAAACGUACUGAUUUCAGCAUCAGAAACUUGAAAAUCUAUAAAAGUCCAUAUGUUCGAGAAAAUAACUUCUCAAAUAGUCAUUAUAGUCCUGACGUUUCCGAGUAGCCCAAUCCAGGCCAGGGUGCCCCUUCCCCUCUAAUCCCGCCUGUCCUUUACCCACCCUUCCACAGUUCCUUACAGUGUUGCCGUUGAGGAAACGUUCUGGAAACUGCAUACUGUCAUUUGUCACUUGUCAAUCAGCGGACAGAAGGAAUGUGUAGAUGGGUAUGUGGACUAUGUUUAGUAAAGAGUUAUAAAUAUGUAUAUUAAUAUAAUAAGAUGAACUGUUGCGGUGGAAUAGUAAUCAAUGUGAUAACAAGGUUGGGGAGUUAGCGUAUUUUAGUCGUUCGUAGCCUUUUAGUUUCAAACCACAUCUUUAUAAAACACUACUCAAGAUGAAUGUCCUAUCUAUGCAGUCACGUAGGCAAUGAGCAAUUAUGUGGUGCUGAAAGGCAGCUUAGCAUUCAAGGCAAAACCGAGUUGCAAACAUGUUUUUAUUUUUGUUAGAUCCCCCCAACAAUUUGGACAUCCCAGUUAUGCCUUUAAUUACAGUGUAAUUUUGAGGACCUUACAUACAUAACACGUCUAUGAGAAGUUGAUAUUGAAUCAGCAAAAUCCAAACUUCUAUGACGAAUCUAAAAUUAUUAUUAGCAUAUGUAACAUGAGAACCUUUCGCACCUGCAGCGGGAGAAGUAUACAUCAAUUAAGAAUAGCUGUACAAUCAACAAUUUAUAGAACUACAUGAUAUCCCGAUAAUUGUAAUUGCCAAGGUAGGCGAACUCCUCAACGGGACUAGUGACUUCAGCUUUUUAGAAAACUUGCUCGUACUAUGUAUCACUUUAAUAUAAGUAAUAGACCUUAUAAAGAUGCAUUCCUUCUUCGUUUCAUGCUGACGUGGUAGCGAUUGCAGUUUCCAGAAAGCGACCUUGAAGAAAUGUUUCGAAACGUGUAAUAUUUAGCUUGUAAUCAACCUAGUGGGGAUUGUCUCAUCUCAGAUAUAUAUUACAUUUAGUAAGCGAUAUGUGUGAGAAGACAGCUGUACUAUAGAAAUUAAUAACAAUAUAAUGUGCGUUGUACAGAACAUUGUUUGUAGUGGCAUUUUAUAUUUUAAUGCCCCUCCCUUCUCCCAUCUAUAUACUACGGUUUCUUUAUAGAUUCUUAUUUGUUUUAAGCGAGACAAUUUUUUACUAAGCGCGCUACUCUGUGUCACAGGUUUAUUGUGGAACGACUGAUGAUACUGUUUCGGGCACCUAGAAAGUGAACUGAAAGCGUUUUUACGGAGGUGAUGAGUACAAAGUUAAUAUUCUAACCAAUCAGACACGAAGAUUUCCCAUGUGAUUGGUAAAUUCUGUCUUGGUAGUAUGUGUUAACAAAACCAAAAUUACAGAAAGAAAUUGUAUACUUGCAUGUUCUAAGGAUCACAGAUGCUUCAAAUAUUAACCUCCAGCUUCUGAACAUGUUGCGACUCAAGCCGUGUAUAAAUGCAUUUAACACUUACUUAUCAUGAAUGAGACCAAGCUAAUUUAUCCUAAUGAUUGAUGAAUGCAUUUAGUUUUGAACAAGUUUAGUUACAUCCGCAGAAUCAUUCUGUGAUGUGAAAUUGAUAUAGCAUUAAUAAGGAUGCUUUAGUUCAUUUAGACAUAUUGCCCAUUUCACUUGUUGAGAUGCAUCUAAGCCGUUUUUAUUACAAAACAGUGCUUUUGGAUAUUGCUCAGUAGCGUAAAAUCUGUUUCGGAAACAGAGUUGACAAUGGUGAAGAAUAUACAAAAUAAUGUGCAUUAUAUAAAAUUGACGUGUUAAAAGGCUUUUGAUGGACAAGAACAGUCCAAGUUAUACGUUUUGUCAAAACUAUAUUAUUAUUAUACAUAAUAGAGGAGUUAAGCAAAAGCUAUAAACUCUAAACAGAGAUAAGAAAUUACACAUAGAAAAAAAAGAUCAUGUCAUAAGCAAACUAGAGUUCGCCGUGCACCUGUCGAAACGAUUCUUGAUCCCGUUAACUGCGGAUGCUUGUAUCCGAAACUAGCUUCCAAAAUCUCAUUUGUAUUUUUAUGUUCCUACUAGCAUCUCUAAAAUAUUUUGAACUCACAAUAGUUUGCACCAAAUGGAAGAAGUAUACUGAAAAUUCCAGAAAUAUGUGUAGUGUGAAAUCUUCGAGUCUUCAUGCUUAUCUUAGCACCAAUUCCAUAAAAAUUGUUAAUUUGAUAAUUUUGAAGACUAUUGACAUGAAUCAUUCUCAUUUGCUAUCACCUUGUUGGUGUCAGAAGUUCCUCAAAUUAUUGAUUAUAAUAAAAUUAAUAAAAAGCGCACUGUCUGAAAUGAUUUUUGUUGGUUUUGUGUUGACAGAGACUUUGAUUUUUGGUUGAAUGUGAUAGCUAUGCUUUUCUGGGUAUGAAAUCAAUCAUAUCACUCAGUCUGUCAAAAAUAGUUGAGUACAAAAAAGUCCUUCACAAAAUAAAUCAUUCUUAUAAUGAAGGAUCUUUCUCAAUUGCAAAUUUAAACCGUAUCAUCACAACUUUCCUAAGCACAUUUUCAAAAACUUUUGACACCACUGUUUGAGAACAUUUCCGAGUAACCGCAUUUGAUUGGUCAAAUAAAUUGUCAGACUGACAGUAUGUAUGAAAUCGGCCCUCAGUAGUUUUCUGAACCUCCAAUAGUAGUAGUAUCAUACUAGUGAGAUUUAAAUAUUAGGUACAACAACGUCAGCAUUGAGAUUUUGGAGAUCUGUCUCACUCUAAUCCAAUAUUUUCGAUUCGGCGGUGCCUCUUGAUCAGUAGUUUAUGCUUACAGAUAUAUAACAAUUUAUAAUAAGUAGUGUAUUUCGAUGUUGCCGAAUCAAAAAUAUGGGACGACACACGCUACUUAUCCUUCCGUAAAAGUGACCGUAAUGUUAGCUCGUUUUCUAAAUCUAGAAUUUUAAAUUCGAAUGCACAUUAAAGGAUGGUUUCUCUAAAAUGAUUUUCAAUGACGUUUCAUGUUCAACUCAUAUUUUUACUGAAAGAAAAAUACAAUUAGUAAUUGCAAAAAAAUAGCAACAGUGGCAGAAUGGUCGAUAUUUCCAACUAUAAUCAUUUGAAUGUUUUAGUUUUUUCCAAGUAUUUUCCAAUUAAACCAUUUUAUUAUCACCUAGAGAGGUCCAGUGUCGAAAGAAUGUUCAUAGUACAUGUGAAGCACUCAUGUUUGCGAUAAAUUUCGCUUAGCGCGCAUUUUGUGUUGAAAUUCGUGGUCUAGGAAAUAGGCUAUUUUUGGACAAUUUUUAGGGUCACUUUUUGUUAUUUUAAGCCUCUAUAUGUCACGGAAAGAGCUUACAACAUAUUUAUACAUAUUGGAAAAUCUGGUGGGUAGGAGUUUUAUUUAAAUCAAGUUAUAGUAUGUGUACAUAUACUUUGUUUACUUAGCUAUUGAUUCUUUUUUGUAUAUUUCUGGGAAUGUACUGAUUCCUCUGUAUCUCUUUGUAAAAUGUGUUUUAUUAACGAUUAAUUAUAUUGAUCCUAGUAAUCUUAAUUUUUUUAUUUAUAUAUUCCUUCGAUUAAAUGUAUGAUACCAGGUUUUUCAAUAAAAAACUUGAAACGACUUUAUUGUUAGUCUCGAUAAAAAUAGCCCAGUCAGGAGAACAAUUUCAAGAAACAUUGGACGAGAAAGCUGCAUUUUGACAUGAAGGUGUGCAGAGGUAUUUUGAAAUAAUUUUAACGUAUGGAUAACUAGAGGCAAUAUUUGAAAAUAAUAAUGUCUCUGACACCCCAAAUUCGGAAAAGCAUUGACCCUGAGAUCUUUUGAGUCAUGGCGGAAUGCAACUUUUACGUCUAUUUUUCCUUGUGGAAAAGGAGUCCUUUAACAGUGAAAGGUUGCUCCUUGAGAUAUCGGAUUUUAGUGUCGUUCUCUUUUUAGCAAACAAAAGGAAAUAAGACCGCCAAAUUGAAACAUUUAACGGACGAGGAAGAACGUUGGUUGGGUGAUGAUGAUGCCAAUUUAACUUGGAUGAACUAUAGUUGUACUAGAAUGGGAAAGCUGGUGUCUAUCUCUCUCAGUAAGAAUAAUGACAGCUGAAAUAUUUACUUUUUAAUUUUGAAUCUAGCAAUAUGUAUAUUUAACAUAGAAAUAAAUUUAUUUUAAAACAGCAGCUUAGCUUGGACUUUUGUUUAUAAUAUUAUUUAUUCGUGGGGUCUCAAAAUAAAGUACAAGCAUAAUUCAGUGCAUUGGUUAGCUCUGCAACUUUGUAACAUUUAAAAGGAAAUAUUUCAUUUCAAAAAAACAUUUUACAAAGAACUGUUAUCAUCAAACAUUGUUUUAGAAAAAAGAGCAUCUAGUAGAGCUCAUUUCUUGAAUGACUUCCUACUUUUUAUUAUUCUCAUUGAGAUUAUAAUUCAUAAUUAACUAUAUUAGUACCAUAAAAUAAAAGAGAACUUGCAUUUUGACCGAGGGGUCUUACAAGCAAAUUGCUUCACUGCAUACUGAAUUUCAUGAACGUAGGGUAAGGCAUACUCUUACUACUAAUGUAAAACAUGUUAUUGCUCACUGCAAUUCUGCUAAUAAUAUUGCACUGAAAGUUACCUCCAACUCCACACGAACCCCGAGGCAAUUUAAACUAUACCCCAUUCGUAGUCCAUUUACGGAAUAAUAUAACAAAAUAAAUAUUAUUUUAUAGAAAGAAGUGCACAUACUUUUCACAAUUCUUUAUUCGCUGGAAGUACUUGAAUCAUUGUCCGAAGGGUUAAUAUGAAUUAUUACAGGUUCAAUUUGAAUACCAAUCAUAUUGUCCAGACCCCACAUCUUUGUUUCGCUUGUCUCUUAAACGUGACGGAUGCAAUCCUUCCAAUGGUUUUCCGUCACCCUGUUGACUGCUUCAUAAAACAAAUUUUUCACAUCAGAAAAUUUGAGUGUUCUAUAGUUUUAAUCCACAUAGUUUUUUAUAUUUGCCCAAAUCAUUUCAAUGGUAUUUAAUGCGCAGUGAUUAAAACGGUCUUAUUUUGGUUUUUAGCCAUUUCGUCAAUAACAAUAAGAUUAUAUUUAUAUUUGUGCUGUCUGACUAGAUGGAUGAGUUCUGCUUUGACCGUAUUUUAAUUGAAACUAAUGUCUUUUGUUAGGAGCCAUUGUUGGAUUUCUGCCUUUCUUGUGGCAUUGUGGGAAUGUUUUCUAGUGUGAUAUGCAGCAUUAUCAAGUACAAUGACGGCAUUGUCGUCAAGCUUUGGGAACUUGUUUUCAAACUACCGUUCAAAUGAACUCCCGUCAUUUUCAUGGUAGUCGGUCGUUUUCUGUGACUCAAAUGCUCAUAGGGCAAAGACAGAUAAAAAAUCGUUUUACUUUUCCAGGAAAUCCUGACAUCAUUUUUACAACACAAAUGACGAAUUGGUUAGAUACACGUACCUGUCGGAUUCUUUAGACCAGUGGUUAGUCCCUCUAAGAAGACUUGUCUUGCUGAUUUGAUUGUAGGGUCAGUCCAUACUUUAGGUUUUCUAUGUCCUGCAUUUAUCCAGGUUUCAUCCAAGUAAUAAAUCUCCCUGCGCUGGUCGCAGUAUUUAUUUAUUUAUUGAUUUUAAAUAAUUUCUUAUCCAUAAAAUAAUCUCUUGGUUAUCCAUCAAAAUACUAUUUUUGUCCCGUUUUCUAUACUCAAAACUAUAGAAUGUAGUCCUUUUGAAAGUAGGUAAGCUUUCAUCACUAUUAACCUUCUGUAGUACUUUGUCUGCCUUUCAAAAAAUUGUUGCACUUUGCGUCUGAUGGCAUUCCGAUCAAAGUUAUCAACUGUAUCCCACAGCUUUGUGCGAUGGAGACAUUUUUUGUUUUUUUAUAUUCCUUAACAAUGUUGAAAAUUGUCUUGGGACUUAAGCCUGUGUUGUUCGCCACACGUCUUUGAAUAUUUCAGGAUGCCCUAAAAUUUCGCUCUUACAUGUAUAAACGUUAAGGGCAAUUUCUUUUGCCUGAAUAUUCAAAUGUUCCUUCUUGUCACUUUUUCGGAGAGGAGACAUCACUGAAGAGGGAGCAUCUGCUGUGUCUGUAGACGACAUGCUCUACGUAUAAAUACACGCUAUUUCUGCACAGAAUAUGAACAGCAACUGCCGGCCUCGGCGUGCCGGCGAUACUCCGAGCCUGAGUUUAUCCUGUCGAAUCCUGCACUUGUUCGUAGUUUUAUCGCCAAAUGACCAAUAGCUACUGCAUGGCUUAGGCGGCUGCCGCUUUGCCGCGCUGCACCUUUGCUGUGCCGGGGCGUAAAUGGGCUACGAAUAGGGAAUAAUUUUUAAAACACGUUAAACGCCAAGCAAAAUGUUAGAAAAAUAUCCAUCAGGCCAUUCAUGUUCCGAACAAAUAAUGUGUCUAAUCAACCAUCAACGUCAAAAGCUGACACAAGACGGGAACGACGUGUCCUGAAAAAAAAGAAGGAAAUUCUACGAAAUCUGACGGUAUUGUAAAGGAUGUUAUAGUAAAAAAAUAGGGGGUGAAAUAACAAAUAAUAAGAUUCCAAAAGUUACUACUUAUUGUGACAGUUGUUAAGGAAAUCCCCACUUUUGCCUUGACUGUUUCGGAACAAGUCAUAAAUGAAUGAAUUCUUAGAUUUAGUAUCCCUAUAUAUAUGCAUUUUCACUGGAAUCUUGUUUGUUUUUGUUGAUGUCUAGAUUUAGUAGGAAAUAAAUGAUGUGAAUAAAAAAAUUGAAUAACUAUUUAAAACAAAAAUACACCAAAAAGCUGGCAUGUGGGUAUAUAUAAUCUAUACAAGUCACAGCGGUCCAUAUCUAACGCUAAAAUGAAUUUAAAUAUGGACCUCUGGCUGGAGUCACUGUGGAAAUUAAAUACAAAGCGGUCCAUACGGACCGCCGUGGCGUAAUAGGCCCGUAGUCAAGUGGUCCCAUGAGACCGCCAUGUCGUUUAACGUGUUAACAACCUUUUAACAUAAGCAAGCUAUAAGUAAAACGUUGAUUUGUCAAAUGGAAGCUUACUUAUAUUUAACAACGUUUGAAAUUUGUACUAUUGUUUUUUGCGAGAAUACCUAAAACAUGCUCCUGCACAUUGAAUGUACUGUAAGAUUGUAGUUAAAACGGCUAUUAUCUAUACAUAUAUAGUUUUGAUUGUACAUAUUAUUUGAUCAAAUAUUAUCAUUUGUUGAAGGUAUUGUGAUUAAAAGUAAAUACACCAGAGUAGGAAGCCAAAUAUAAC
Molecule: messenger RNA, 10184 nt
Organism: Acanthoscelides obtectus
Lineage: Eukaryota; Metazoa; Arthropoda; Insecta; Coleoptera; Chrysomelidae
Source: the annotation of a GenBank genome assembly